AAAUCGCGCCGCCAUGGGGGACGUUCAUGAGGUGCCGCGGCCGCGCAUCGCUACCGCCCACCUGGCGCAGAACAUCGGGAAGCCCGUCUGCUUCGUGGGCCGCGUCGAGAAGAUUCAUCCCACCGGGAAGUUUUUCGUGCUUUCGGAUGGAGAAGGAAAACAUACGACUGUGGAGCUGAGCGAACCUCUAGAUGAAGAGAUCUCAGGAGUUAUUGAAGUAGUGGGCAGAGUAACACAUCAGGCAACCAUCAUGUGCAUGUCAUACGUCCAGUUCAGAGAAGAUAAAAGUCCGUUUGAUCUGGAACUCUACAAUGAAGCACUAAAAAUUAUUCACGAAUUUCGUGACUACUUCCCAUUUGGCACCGACAAGAACAACUGA
This is a messenger RNA of Tauraco erythrolophus (red-crested turaco), 379 nucleotides long. RefSeq names its product replication protein A3 (gene RPA3). The record is from RefSeq and is a predicted model, not a curated record. Lineage: Eukaryota; Metazoa; Chordata; Aves; Musophagiformes; Musophagidae. Gene Ontology annotation, molecular function: damaged DNA binding; single-stranded DNA binding. Gene Ontology annotation, cellular component: site of double-strand break; nucleus; DNA replication factor A complex. Gene Ontology annotation, biological process: base-excision repair; mismatch repair; DNA replication.